AUGUUCAUACAUCUUUUUUGUUUUCUUAGCUUCACAUCAGAAGAGGAUUCUGCAAGCUUUGAUUUAACAGGCGCACCAUCUGAAGUGGUCAGCGACGCCUUGUCCAAUCGUCAGACAGGAAACCCUGUUUCGACAGGCACCAACAACACACUACCAGCAGAUGACACAGGUCAUCAUUCUAUGGCGACAGUGACCAGGGCUGGGCCUCUGUGUCGGCUGCUGCAGCUGGAGGACGACCAGACACGAACGAUAGAGCUGGUGCAACCUUGGCUUCACUUCCAGGGUCUGACUUUCACCCGGGAUUCCCCGCACCCGGGGAGAGAAGGUGUGUUCGUGGCUCCGUUUGUAGACAGAGGUAGCAGCAAACUGUUGGCGGGAUUUCUGGAUGUGGGAGACCAGGUGUUGCAGGUGGAUGGGCUCGACGUCAGCAAUAUGUCUCUAGGGGAGAUUCACUUCCUGAUCCAGUCGAAGCCACAGAUGACCAUUAGAAUCUCCCCAAACAGUGGUAACUGA
Messenger RNA from Candidula unifasciata, 513 nucleotides. The record is from the annotation of a GenBank genome assembly. NCBI's taxonomy places the organism in Eukaryota, Metazoa, Mollusca, Gastropoda, Stylommatophora, Geomitridae.